AUGCCGAUGACAGUCGUUUCUUUAUUGGAAAUUUUCACGCUAGUUAUCAGUUACAAGGUAAAAAAUAAUCAGGAUUGCUCUCAACCAUCUGCAAUCGAGUUGAUUAACGGUCCAAUUCAUUGGGCAGUUAUAGAGUUCGUUGAUCAAAUCUCAGGUCAUUUCAACAUAACUGCUUUCCAGAUUAAAUUCGCUAGAUGGAUUAAUGAAGAAUGUGGUGCAGUAAUUGACUGUCAAUUGUCGCGACCACUAACAUCUAAUAAUAUUGUAGUAAAUUUUCGACAGAAUGCUACGAAUGCCAACACGGUUGUUUUGCUGGUUUUUAAAGACCAUUGUUUACCGAUCGAUUCAAAAAAUAUGAUGCCGAUCGACAUUAUUAUCGCUGUAAUUCGUUCACGAGAACAUCUUCUUUCUUCAUUGGCUCAUUCGGACCUGAAAUCUGUUUAUUCGAAUUGUACUGAAAAUGCUUGGCCAGCACAGGAUAACUCGAUAGAAAUGCAGACCAGUCGCCCGGAAUCUGUUAAUGUUAGCAGAACCAUUGGGAUUUCAAGGAGUAAACUUGCUAUUAUGUCAAAAAUCCGGCUGGCUGCUGAGGAUCCACUUGUAACUCUAUCUUCAAGUGACUCUAUGGUGAAAGGGUCAGAUACAUUUGAUACGGCGUCCGCGGUAAGUUCUGCAAUAUCUCGGUCAUCAGUGUCUAUGCUCCAACUCUGUCGGCAGAUGAUCGAGAUAAAGAUAAGUUCUAUGCGGAACUUCAACUGUAUAAAGUCUCUACCAAAACCUGACAUGAUUAUAAUUGUGGGACACUGGAAUGCUCGCGUAGGUCGCGUACGUUGCCGCUGUGAUGACCUCAAUAAUUGGCAAAUAUGGCAUCGAAGACCGAUGUGCCAAUGGGGAAUGUCUUCGUUAUGCCGAAAAGCAUGA
Molecule: messenger RNA, 921 nt
Organism: Dracunculus medinensis (Guinea worm)
Lineage: Eukaryota; Metazoa; Nematoda; Chromadorea; Rhabditida; Dracunculidae
Source: the annotation of a GenBank genome assembly